UCUCUCACUCUCACACACACACACACACACACAAACACACACCGUGCAGCAGCAGCGGCAGCAGCGGAUCUCCGGCAGAAAACAACCGCUCUCAAAUCUGCGCUAAUUCAGGGACAACGGACCGGAACCGGACCUGAACCGGGACUAACCGGGACGACAACCAGGCAGUUGUGUCCGUCCGGUGAGACGGCUCCGUUAGCGGGUCCGGUUCUGUUGCUGGAGGACGAAACGUGACCGGAAUCAAAGCGGAUCGAUGGUCUGAGGUGGAUGAGGAUGAUGAUGAUGAACUCAGAGAAGAUGAAGAAGAAACCUCCCAAGGACAGUCUGACUCUGCUGCCAUGUUUUUACUUUGUGGAGCUGCCCAUUGUGGCUUCUUCUAUGGUGUCUCUGUACUUCCUGGAGCUGACCGACGUGGUGCAGCCGGCUCAGGUUGGAUUCCGCUGCCACGACAGAGAGCUCAGUAUGCCGUAUGUGGACGGAGGGGACGAGCUCAUCCCGCUGCUCAUGCUGCUGAGCCUCGCCUUCGCUGGACCCGCUGCCUCGAUCAUGCUGGUUGAAGGUCUCGUCUACUGCCUGCAGUCCAGGCUGAAACUCCGCAGACCUGAAGGGAGCAUCAACGCAGGAGGUUGCAACUUCAACUCCUUCCUGAGGAGGACGGUUCGCUUCGUAGGUGUGCACGUGUUUGGUCUCUGUGCAACGGCUCUGGUGACUGACAUCAUCCAGCUGUCGACGGGUUACCACGCCCCGUUCUUCCUCACCGUCUGUAAACCCAACUACACUCUUGCAGGUGUUUCCUGCGACAGGAACACUUACAUCACUAAAGACAUCUGCUCAGGACACGACCAGCACGCCAUCAUGGCCGCCAGGAAGACGUUCCCUUCCCAGCAUGCAACACUGUCUGCCUUCGCUGCUGUUUAUGUUUCUAUGUAUUUUAAUUCGACGAUCUCCAACAGCACCAAGUUGCUGAAACCUGUCUUGGUUUUUGCAUUCGCUAUCGCGGCAGCGUUAACAGGUCUGACUCAGAUCACUCAGCAUCGCAGCCAUCCUAUCGAUGUCUACGUUGGCUUCCUCAUCGGAGCUUUCAUCGCUGCUUACCUGGCGUUUCAUGCUGUCGCCAACUUUAAGUCCUCUGAUGACAUGACUCUGGCCCCACCUCCCCCGCCACCAAAGGAGGAUCCUCUGCGAGCGCUGACAGAGCGAGGACAUGAGUCAGUCUACAACAAGGGCCCUGCCUCUGCCUCGGAGAGUAACGAUGAGAUAACGGCAGCUCCAGUCCCCAUAGACCGGCUGGAGGGUCUCGGGCCCCUGCAGAGGGAGAAGGACUCCAUGGGGAGCCUGAAGAGGGCCAGUGUGGAUGUGGAGCUGCUGGCUCCUCGCAGCCCCAUGGGCAAGGAGACCAUGUUGACCUUUAGUAACACGCUGCCAAGGGCUAGCAUGAAUGUUAAUGGGGUGCUGGGAUCCAACACAGGGCCAGAGGAUCUGGUGCAGCCGGUGCAGCCAGUGCAGCCAGUGCAGCGGCGUCUGAAGGCCGUGCAGGUACCCAUGGAUCCGAUGCGUUCGCAGCAGCUGGUCUCAGAGUGGAAGCAGAAGUCGAUGGAGAUGAGGGGCCUGAGCGUCCGGGAUGAGGUGGAUCGUGAUGCCAGUGAGGACGGCUCGGAGGUGGGCUCUGUGGGGACCGAUGAGGGGGGGUCUCAGGUCCCCAUCUACCAGCCUGCAGUGCAGUCUGGGAGGGCAGCCUCUAGUCGCAACCCCACUCCACCUCCAGGGGGCGCCAAAGCUGUGGCGACUCCCAGACCACCGCAGAUCCCUGAAGCAGGACCCCCUCCGGUGUCCCCAAAGAGUGCCCUGACCCGGGCCAAGUGGCUUGCCAUCCGAGAGAAGACGAGCGGGGAGGGGUCAGUUCGCAGCGCCGCCAAUCAGCCGCGACUCAUGCAGGUCAUCGCCAUGUCGAAGCAGCAGGGCCUCCUCCCCUCCUCCUCCUCAGGGGAGAAAUCAUCUGAGACCACCUCCACCUGCUCCGGGACCUCCUCCACCACUGACUCACCGCACUACCAUCCCCCGUUUGAGCAGCGGGAGGGGUCAGGUAUCAUCACGGUGGACGCCCACGCCCCUCACCAUCCUGUUGUUCAAGCCCAGCCCCCUCCUCAAGCCCCGCCCCUCGCAGGUAAUGGUAACCCAUGGGAGUGGGCGGGGUCGUCCAAUGGGGGCGACUCACGAGACACCUACGACCUUAACAGCCUGAACCGGGGAGACUCUGCCGCCCGUGGCAGCAGCUUCAGGCCGCACCGAUCCGCCUCGCCGCGUUCUGCAGUCGACCCCGACUUGGCCCCACCCACACCCAACCCACAGGUGGAGACGCCAGCGGACACUCAGCGCAGGGAGAUGGCCAUGAGACGCAAGACGGCACUAGUUCUGUUGGAUCGAGAGAUUCGUAACCAGACUGAACAGGAGAACUAUUAUAAGAGUCUGCAGGGACGAAGGUUCAAGGAGUAGUCUCUUACCCUUUCAAAACAAAAGCCUUAUUUUGAAAAUAACAGCACAGUACCUGGACAGCACUGAGGACCAAGUGGCUAUGCAUUUCUUGGGCUUCAUUUGAUGGAAAAUUGAAGCUGCAAGAAAUGAACGUUUCCAUCCGGGAGGGUCAGAAGUCUUGGUGGCUCAACACUCUGGAUAGUUUUAACAACAUACAUUUUAUCUGUGUUAUAAAAAGAUUCUCAGCGUCCUGGACUUCUGCAGUUUAUUUGUAUUUGAGAGUGGCACAGUAACAUUAAUAAUAAUUCAACAGACCUUUCUCGUAACACAAGGACUUACAUAAAACGAAUUAUAUCCAUUAAAAGCUUGGCUGAAAAGUCUUAAAAAACAAAAAUGGAAUCAUAUCCCAUAGGGAGCCAGUGGAAAUACUGAGGGUGGAGGUGAUGCUGUAGGCUGGAGGCAAUGCUUUAGGGUGGAGGCAAUGCUGUAGGGUGGAGGUGAUGCGUUAGAGUGGAGGCGAUGCUGUAGGGUGGAGGUGAUGCUGUAGAGUGGAGGUGAUGCUGUAGGGUAACGGGGUUGAUAACUACAGAAUAAUAGCGGUACAAUGACAGUUUUUGGCUCUUUCCUCACAUUGCUGCUGUGUUGCUGCUGUGUUGCUGCUGUGGUCUGUGCGACUGUGGGACAACCACUGUGAGCAGCGCUGGCCGCCCCCCGC
Molecule: messenger RNA, 3187 nt
Organism: Dicentrarchus labrax (European seabass)
Lineage: Eukaryota; Metazoa; Chordata; Actinopteri; Moronidae
Gene: plppr3b
Product: phospholipid phosphatase related 3b
Exons: 8
Coding region: 268-2493 (741 amino acids)
Biological process (GO): signal transduction; phospholipid metabolic process; phospholipid dephosphorylation
Molecular function (GO): phosphatidate phosphatase activity
Source: RefSeq, a predicted model, not a curated record